Messenger RNA from Syngnathoides biaculeatus (alligator pipefish), 2530 nucleotides. RefSeq names its product interleukin-1 receptor-associated kinase 3 (gene irak3). The coding region runs from base 139 to 1671 and encodes 510 amino acids. The record is from RefSeq and is a predicted model, not a curated record. Lineage: Eukaryota; Metazoa; Chordata; Actinopteri; Syngnathiformes; Syngnathidae. Gene Ontology annotation, cellular component: plasma membrane. Gene Ontology annotation, biological process: protein phosphorylation; signal transduction. Gene Ontology annotation, molecular function: ATP binding; protein kinase activity; protein binding. The transcript has 11 exons.
GGCGGCUACCCGGAAGAGCUUCUCGCAGCGCCGCCGAGUGACGUCUGCUCGUGCGAACUGCGGGGAGUUUCCACACUUUCGCCACCAACUUCUCGGUCUUGCUUGACUCGCGUCCGUUAUCCCCGCAGACGGUCUGAAAUGGACCCAAACACGUUUCUCUACAACGUCCCCCUGAUGCUCAUCGACCGGUUUUGUAAAAUUAUGGACACUGGCUGUCAUCGCUAUGGUUGGCGAGCAUUAGCCUCCCGAAUCCUCCCAAGCUUCACGGAGGUUCGCCAGUACGAGCGCGUGGAGGCCGCAGGUCGCAGUCCCACCGAGGAGUUGCUUUGGUCGUGGGCCCAGCAGAACGCGCGAGUGGGGGACCUGCUCAAAGUACUGAAGGACAUGGACCACUAUCGGGCCAUACAGCUCUUUCAGGGCCAAUUUCAGGCCGUCAAAGAUUGUCUGUGUUUUCCACGAAAAGCCCAGCCGCCGAUCACUUUGCGGGACAUCCGAGCGGGGACCCGAGAUUUUCACCCCGAAAUGAGAAUUUCAGAAGGCAGCUUCUCUGACGUCUACCUGGCACGGAUCGGAGGAGACACCUUUGCGGUCAAGCUUUUCAAACAGGUCCAUAAUACGUCAUGGAAGACUCUCUGGGAUUUUUUCCAAAAAGAAAUGGAAAUCCACCAAUUGUGCCGACAUCCCAACGUUUUAGUGUCGCUGGGCUGCUUUUCGGACGAGAGGCGCUACUGUCUGCUGUAUCCCUACCUGGCGAAAGGAUCGCUCUUUCGUAGGCUCCAUCGACGGAGCAAUGUGCCCCCUUUAUCCUGGGAAGAACGUUUCUCCAUUAUAAAGGGGGUGGCAAAGGCCUUACAUCACCUCCAUACGUCCCAAGCAUGUGCGGUUAUUUGCGGGAACGUGUCCAGUUCCAACGUACUCCUGGACGACACUUUGCAACCUAAACUGUCCGACGUCUGCCUGGCCCGACUCCGCCCGCAUUCGGUGGACCGGCGUCGCACCGCCACCCUGGACGCGGGUUUCCACAGCCACCCGGGGUACCUCCCCGAGGAGUACCUCCGAAAUGGCAAACUCUCCACCGGCCUGGAUGUUUUCAGCUUUGGAACGGUCGUCAUGGAAACGAUGACGGGGCGCAAAGCGGUCGAGCAGCUACCGAAACACACGCUGCUGAGGGAUUUGCUCACCUCUGAAGCGGAGGACAGCGGCAGCGUGGACUCCUGCCUGCAGUUUUUGGACCCGUCGGCCGGUCGAUGGCCGCCGUCUUUGGCCCGCAGUCUUCUGGAUCUUUCCUUGAAAUGCGUCGCAAGCCACAAUUCCAGACCCAGCAUGGAGAACGUGCUCCAGGCAUUGAGCCGGCUGCUUCCACCGCCACCCAGCUUCUCCUCUCCAGAUCGGCCCCGCAGCCUGGACGACGGCCCCUCGCCCAGCAUCCCCGAGGAGCACGACGAACUGCUCAGCGUGCCGGGCUCUCCGGCGCGGCCCUGCGAAUGCAGCCAGUCCGAGGUGACGUACAGGAGCGUCACCGAGCCCGAGAACGCACCGGCCAAAGGAGUUGGAGGCCCGUCGUACAAAAGCUUGCCGGUCCAGUGCAGCUGCCAAGCCGAAACAGGAAGUCUAUCCUGUGAGGACUGCAGGGCGAAUGGUUUUAGCAGCACUAGCCUGGACUCAGCGUAACUCUCCAUUUUUGUUGUUGGUUUUUUUUUUUUAUGUUUGACGGAAGGAGUGAGAUAAACUCAAAUGCUGUCAGCUGUAGAAAUCAUUUCACUGUUUUUCUGCAGACACUUUUAAAACCAGUGUUAGCCAUAUUGUUCGAUGACCUCUCGCCCUCAAAUCGUGGCGGCAAUAAGUCACCGCUGUAUCGUCCAUAUAUGGUCGUAACAGUUCUCCGCUAACCAGUCAUGAGUCUGUAAUCGAUGCUUCUUUUGGGUUAUCAUCUGUUUAGUUCUCUUUGCUCCUAACUAAAUAAAUGACACUGGUCGCUGUUUGAGGAAAUAUAACCCGCUCCGAUAAAUUUCCUGGAAUUUGGUCUGUAUAGAUUUUGAAAAUGCUAAAUGUCUCUUUGCUACUGUAUCAUCCCUCAGUGGCGCGUUAUCGUAAGUUAAACACACAGAAACCCUCUGUGUAAUAACCAAACCUUAAUAUUGUGACUUUAUGAUGACAUCUGACAGUUUUUUCCCCCAAAUAUUGUCAUGAUGAAAUGCUCGUGUUGGUAUUACAAUGUCCCUUUGCUAAUGAAGUAAACCCGGACGUGAUUGAUGUCCACCCAAGAAGGUUUAGAAUUGCCGAUAGAUGCCUGAAAAUGGCUGCAUAGCACUUUUUUCCCGUUAGACAAGGCUAUGUGGCAUAAAUAGUUCAUUGGCUACAAGAUGGAACCAAAGCAAGAUUUUUAUAUGACAUGGUUUUAUGGGGGCAAUUGUUUUGUUCGUGGGUCGAGAAUGGUUCUGUCGGCGUCGCAGCAAGUCGCCCUGGCGUUCACGGCCGUGCUGUUCACGUUCGUCGUCCUGCCGAAGAUGUUCGGCGUCGGCACGGGGGC